UGGCGCGCACUUAUUGUUCGUGAAAUACGCUGUACUUUUUCUUCGCAAUUAGACACACCCUUAACAAGAGGUCCCUUCUAAGUGCGUCCCACGAAUUCUUAUCUGAGCGAAAUGACGUUUCUAAAAGCGCUGUUUUCGAAUUGUCAUCCGUUCGUUUGAGAGAAUCGACGAUCAUUUGGAGCACUGGAUGGGCAAUUCUAACGCCAAGGAAAACUAUCAUAAUUAUCAGCAAUAUGAUAGUCAGUACAGCCUUAGUAAUUUACUUAGCGGAAGCUGCGUCACAACAACACAGGUUUCUAAUGAGGAACAAAGAUCAUUAUCUCGUGCUUCUCACAGAAGUUGGACCAAUGGCAAUCUACAUAAUAUUUAUGCAUCUUCCAAAACAGUAUGGCCAGUUCCACGUUUUCAGUCAAUCUUCCUCCCAGAAUUCUCAAUUAAAGAGAUACCCAUGAAGACAGGAUAUACUUUCUUAGAUAUAAUAGCCAAAGGCACUUAUGGAAAAGUAUAUAAAGUACAGAAGCAAGAGACUGGUCAAGUCUUUGCACUGAAAGUCAUUAACAAAGCUAAGAUUAUAGCAGAAAAUUGUGUCAAGCAAGCCAAAGAAGAGGUAGCGAUACAAAGAAUGGUUGGACAUCAUCCUUUCAUAGUGAAUUCUAUCCAUAGAUGGCAAAGCAGAAAAACUUUGUAUAUAUUGAUGGAUUACAUUUCUGGGGGAGAAUUACUUUCACUAGUCGAGGAGUUUGGUUGUUUAUCCGAAGAAGUAGUUAGGAUAUAUGUAGCUGAAAUUGCUUUAGCUAUAGAUUUUCUACACAACGCUGGUGUAGUACACAGAGAUCUGAAAACAACAAACGUUUUGCUUGAUGAAGAUGGCCAUGCUGUGAUAAUUGAUUUUGGUUUUGCCAAAUGGUUGCAACGCACAGAACGUACAAAUACAUUAUGUGGAACACCCCUCUAUAUGGCACCUGAAAUCUUAAGAAAAGAAUAUUACGGACAAGAGGUUGAUUGGUGGUCACUGGGUGUGUUAACCUGUUUUUUACUUACAAAUGAGUAUCCGUCCACUUUGUCAGCCGAGUAUUUACUUGAUCAAGAUGAUCUGAAUUGCGCGAAUGUGCCGGGAACCUUACCAACGAAUGCGGAUAUUUCACCAGCAGCGAGGGAUCUUCUGAAACGACUCUUACAACCGGAGCCUCGUCUAAGGCUCCGAAAUCUCCUCAGCCUUCAGCGGAUCGCUUUUUAUAUGGGUUACGAUAUUCAAAGUUACAUGCUAAAAAAGGAAUCGCCAUUCCGGAUUCUAGGAGUGAAUCGACGAGAAACACAGCAACGAAGAGUGGAUUCUUUGGAUCACGCAUUUGCAAAUUUUGAGUCGUUUCCAAAAGAUUCUAACGCUACGCGCACAAGUUAAUGAUCUCAUAAUGUAUAUAUAUAUAUAUAUCAUUUUUUCUAAUUAUAUACAUACAUCUUAUAAAAAAUAUUUUUCUCAUAUGUAUUACACUUUAAAACGCAUAUGUGAAUAUGGGCGUUAUUCAACAAGUAACACAGACACUUUAUCCUUGUUGCUUGCCGAAUGUAAAUAAGGAUGAAAUGAUUCAUCGUUAUACUGUAUCCUUUGUGUCGCUUGUUGAAGAAGGUGUCGCCCUAUAUGUAUAUAAUGCACGCAUAACAAAGUUAUUUUUGAUAAAAUUUGCAUCAGAAUAAUUUUUUAUAUAAAUACUAAUUAAAUGUUUGGAACGAUGCACUUGUCACGCGAGAAUUUUAUAAUCUAGUUAAUGAAUCUCAAAUAGAAUUUCAGUAAUUUAAAAAAUAUAAUU
Camponotus floridanus (Florida carpenter ant) is the source of this 1808-nucleotide messenger RNA. RefSeq names its product serine/threonine-protein kinase S6KL (gene S6KL). Gene Ontology annotation, molecular function: protein serine/threonine kinase activity; ATP binding. Bases 188 to 1402 code for a protein of 404 amino acids. The transcript has 10 exons. Gene Ontology annotation, biological process: protein phosphorylation. NCBI's taxonomy places the organism in Eukaryota, Metazoa, Arthropoda, Insecta, Hymenoptera, Formicidae. The record is from RefSeq and is a predicted model, not a curated record.